Messenger RNA from Aegilops tauschii subsp. strangulata, 645 nucleotides. RefSeq lists its product as uncharacterized. Gene Ontology annotation, biological process: regulatory ncRNA-mediated gene silencing. The record is from RefSeq and is a predicted model, not a curated record. NCBI's taxonomy places the organism in Eukaryota, Viridiplantae, Streptophyta, Magnoliopsida, Poales, Poaceae.
AUGGAGCAAGGCCGAGGCGAAGCUGCCGUCGCGGAAGGAGAUCUGGAGAGGACGGGCGCGGAGACCGUGGCGGAUGCCGUGCAGGCCCUCGUCGGCGGUGCGGGUGGAGGAGGUGCUGCAUCCCCAUGCGUUGGAUCGGUCGCUGCGGCGGCGGAUGUGGAGGAGAAGAAGGUGGCCGUGGAGGACUCCGCCGUGCCGGAGCUUGGCGUGACGGCGUCGAGCGGCCCAUCUCAUGGACCUGCGGAGGCCGGCGGGGAGCACGUGGACCUGCAGAAUGAGGAAGCUGCUGGCAACAAGAGGAAGCUGGACAUCGCUGGGUUCAACGACCCGUCUGAUUCUGACGACGACGAGGAGUACAACUCUGGAGAUGAGGUGGAAGAGUGGAACCACAAGUCCUUCAUUGAGCAUGAAGCCAACAAGAUCAGGGAGAAGGGGAAGGUGGCGUACUACAAGUGGGGCAAGUUCAGGUGCCCAUACUGCACCACUAAGCCAAUUCCCAAGGAUGGGCUGUAUGAGCACCUUAUGUCGCAUGCACGCGGUUUAAAGACGAGUGGGAGCGACGUGAAGAUCAGGGCAGAGCAUGCAGCCCUCCUGAAGGCUAUGGGUCCCAUCUAGUCACCCUCUGUGAAGCUGGUAGUGGUACUA